GCACCGAUGAAGAUCUAGUCCCGCCGAUGCGAGCAUCAGUCAGUGCGGUUCUCAAUCCCCACUGCAAACCUUGUCUUUGCAUCGUCCUUGUCUCCCACUCCCAGCUGCUCUCUCUGGGUCCCUCUGAGCGCAACAAUGAGCAGCGCGUCCAAGCACGCCGCUGCCGCCAAGCUCGGCGAUCUCGCUCGUCUGCCCCUCGACCAGCCAGAGCAAUGGAACGACGUCGAAUCCACCGCUCGAGGACUCGCCGAUGAGUUGCGUGUCAAGGACGUGGAACAGCAGACUCUCCUGGGACAGUCGGUGCUACCCCAAACGAUCACCUCCCUCUUCAAGACCGCGUUCGCUGGCAGCGAGAUACCCAACCCUCGAUCGAAGGCUGCAGUUUACGAGUUAUUACGUGUGGGCGCCAACCUGUGCAUGGACCAUGACGAAAACCGAGGACACUUAUUACGAGCUGGAUACCUGGACACCGUGGUCCAAAUGCUGGAGAACUAUGCACUCCUCAUCCCACCCGCAGCGGCGGAACCUCUACCACUCUCCAUCCCUGAUCUCAAGGUGGUCAAGACGUCUAUUGGGCUUCUCCUUAACGCUAGUAUUGGAUAUGAACUGGUGAAGGCACGGCUCACAUCUAUACGUGCUGCUAUGACGACCUUGAAGCUGUCGAUGGCCCUCUAUCCUCCCGGAUCGUGGCUCACCCAUCCUGAACUGCCGGUGAGCGAGGGCUCGUCCGACUUAGAAGCCACCAUCCUGGAGUCGUGGAAUCUACGGAGCGGGCUGUCUUCGUGGACGUGGAGGAGUCGCCAGUUGUUUGGUGCCGAUGCUCUACCCUAUCUGGUGCGACCGCUCAAGGCCUUCGUCCCGCCAUAUACGGAAACACCGUCCCUCUUCGUCGGGUCGCCUGCUCGCCAUGCGCUGGUGCAACAGGACUAUGACCUUCUAGAAGAGACAUGCGGCCUUUUGGAAUCGCUCUCCUUGGAUGUCGACGAGGUCAGGCUGUCGCUCGGUCGUAUACUCAAGUCUCCAGAUGGCACGGAGGGAGGAGCCGCGUGCUUGAAGGAUAUGCUCGAGUUCCUCGACAAGGGCGACUACCCUCCCUACUGGUCCGCGGAGUCCCCGUCGGAACGCGCGUCGAUGGAGAAGGGCUUGGACAUGUGCAAAGCGGCCGUCGUGAAGGCCGUCGUGGAAGUCGCAGGGGAGCAGAACGAGCUCUGGGACGAUUCCAACCCAGAGAAGCCAGGAGGCGAAUUUGUCGAUACCAUGGUGCAGUGGAUUCGAUCGCAUGGAAGCCUCAAGGAAAGGCAUCGCGAGGAUCUCAUCAUCUGCGCAACGCUCAGUCUCGGGAACCUCGCUACGGGAGACGCACAUUCCAUAGCCCUGGUCAAGCCUCCCGUCGCGCUGGCGCCUAAUCUGGCUCAGCUCCUCGAGCCCUUGACCGAUAUCAAGGUGAAGCACGGCAUAGUGGGACUGCUGAAGCAUCUUGCACAGGCGCAGAGUAACAGGGCUGUUCUGGGUGAGGCGAGCAUAAUAGAGAGACUAGCGUCCUGCCAGAUUUGGGAUGAGAAGGCGGACAUGGCGGAGCGUGUCCAGGUGUCUGCAAUUGGCAUAGCCAAGUACAUGUGCAAUGCGAAUGUCGAGAACGUCUUCUCCCUGAUCGCACAGCCUCAGGACGAUUCGGCAGGCUCGGCUUUGGAUCAGAUCCUAGCUUUAGUGCGUCGAUCGGAUUCUAUCGCCGUCAAGAGCGAGGGUACGCGCGUCCUCGUCAAUGUUGUCAAGUCGCUGUGGUCGAGCGACUCCGCGUCCGACGACAGCGCGAAGGCGCAGAAAAGGCGGGAGUGCAUGGCGGCCGUCGCGAACGCAGCCGGCGCGGCGGCGCUCGCGCAGCUCGUCGGACGCAGCAAGAAGUACCCUAUCUUGAUCAACGAGGGCGUGGUCGCGCUGUCGCUGCUGAGCACACACGCGAACGGAGGCACGCUCGUCCUUGACGCCAUCAUGAACCCUCUGCCGAGUGAAGUCAUCAGGCCGUCGCAGUCGCAGCCCGUGUCUGCUAUCCCAACAGAGGGAUCACCGGACGCCGAGCCUCGCACCGCGCUGGACAUGCUGCUCUCCGUCCUGCGGAACUCGGAUGCCAUGCCUGCGGAGGUGCGGUCCAAUGUGUGUGCACUGUUGGGACAGCUUGGGCGGAAAGGCGUGGUGGGUGAGGACCGUGCUGAGGAUCUGGCGCGGAUGAAGGGCGCCGCGAAGGAGCUUCUGGAGAGACUGGCUGCAGACUCGGAGGGGAGCACGCAGAUGGUGAGUGCCUCCGCUAGACGCGCUCUGGAGGCUUGGGCGUAGUAGAGUUACAGUACAUUGCGAAUGUAUCGGUGCCGUUGUAUGUUGUAUUUUUCAGAUGUGAUGUAUCUUGGUGUAUUGAUAACUACUCACGGAUGUGGAACGUGUGGACGGUAGCGUCAGGCCUCGAGAGGCGGGCCUCCGCAUCGGCAAAUAGGAUCGGAAUCGGCGGGAUCUUCGCCUACUUAACUGUAAACUGGA
Molecule: messenger RNA, 2529 nt
Organism: Fomitopsis serialis
Lineage: Eukaryota; Fungi; Basidiomycota; Agaricomycetes; Polyporales; Fomitopsidaceae
Exons: 8
Coding region: 136-2331 (731 amino acids)
Biological process (GO): positive regulation of GTPase activity
Cellular component (GO): cytosol
Molecular function (GO): guanyl-nucleotide exchange factor activity
Source: RefSeq, a predicted model, not a curated record